Messenger RNA from Acanthocheilonema viteae, 255 nucleotides. NCBI's taxonomy places the organism in Eukaryota, Metazoa, Nematoda, Chromadorea, Rhabditida, Onchocercidae. The record is from the annotation of a GenBank genome assembly.
AUGACAUCAGCAAUUCUCUGUGAGGGUCACUUUAAUUCGUAUGGCUACGGUGCAUAUGGUUACGGACAACAAGUAGCCACUCCUUAUGGACACGAUGAAACGGGAAUGAUGCAAGGUGUGAUGGGUCCGGGAACUGGCGGAGGUAAUUGUGGUAGCUCAGGAGGAGCUUACAAUGCCCGUUAUCAUUUCCAAGCAGCACAGAAUGCUGGAUUUGAUACUGGUAGUGAAGGCGAUCAGUCAAAUGUUCUUUUCUAG